Molecule: messenger RNA, 4171 nt
Organism: Nomascus leucogenys (northern white-cheeked gibbon)
Lineage: Eukaryota; Metazoa; Chordata; Mammalia; Primates; Hylobatidae
Product: putative methyltransferase-like protein 21E pseudogene
Exons: 4
Coding region: 2476-3252 (258 amino acids)
Biological process (GO): peptidyl-lysine methylation
Cellular component (GO): cytosol; cytoplasm
Molecular function (GO): protein-lysine N-methyltransferase activity
Source: RefSeq, a predicted model, not a curated record
AAACAAACAAAACAAAACCCUCAAAAAACAAAACAACAACAAAAAAACCAAAAAAACUAUUACCUCAAAAUCUUUAAAUAGAAGUUCACACUGGAAAACAGCAACCAAUGUUUUAAGAUGGAAAUAAUUGUGUGUUUAUGUGUAUAUGUUUGCUUUUAAAAUUUUACACCUUUAGACAAAUUAUUUUUUUCCUUGUCAUAAAGAAAUUGCAUUUUAAUCGUCAUUCUUCUAAAAGAAUUUUUUAUGAUUUUAUCAGCAUGAUACUUACAAAGAGCAUAUCCCCCUUUAGACGAAUCAUUUUAGGCAGCCAAGUUUGGUUUAUUUGGGUUUCAUGCUAUAAAUUAUGCUAAUUUAUGAAGGUUACUUCUUGUUGGAUGCUUGUAGUAUUCAUAUAAUAUUUAAAUGCAAAAGAGUAUUAAUAUAAAGCAUUAUCAAUUAAAUUUUAUUCAACCAGAUGUUUUCUGUGAUACAUGAUCAUCUUAGGUGUAUAACUAAUUUUGCAUUACCAUUUAUGAGUGAUAGAGUUGUGUUCUUUUUAAAGUGUAUAUGCAAUUAGUAGUGGUUAUAUUCAUUUCAUGAAAUCUCUUUGAAGGUCGUUUGUUUUAGGAGUGUAAGUAAUUUCCAUUAUAAUAUAUUCAUAUAUUUUUAAAUCUCAUUUCCAUAUGAAGGUAAAGAUGGGGUCAUUCUUAGAACGAAAUAACUCUUUUUCAGAAGGACACAGUCAAAAGCUAGGAAUUCAUUUGUUAUCCCUCUGCAGUUGUUAGGACAGGAGCACUAAUCUGGCCAACUUACCUUUAAAAGAACAUGCAAAGUCAAAGAUGUCAGGUUGUACCAGUAAAUAUUCACCAGCAAAGUUUUUAUAUCAAAGACUGGAACUUUCAAAGAUGCUCCUGGGACUUAGUGUACUCUAACAUCUAUUAAUCCCUGAUACCUUAGGUGACUUGUCAUAGAAGUGCUACAUUUACAAGUAGUAUACAAGGAGGCCCAAGAGGACAAAUUCAGUUAAAGGCCAAGGAAGCAAUUAACGUUCUCUACUUUUCCCUAAAGAACUUCCAUAGCAAAUGUUGCCCUCCCCCUGCACCCCCAAUCUUAGCAAGGCAAGUGCAUAUAGUGAAAUGGAAGUUAAAGUUCAAAUAAAACAUGUUUCCAGUAUUAUUUGGUUCUUAGAGCUCUUCCUGAAUGUGAAUGCAUACAGUUGUUUAAGGUGAAGUACAGUGAAAAAUAUUAGAAGAGAUGGCUCUUGCUGAAAAAUACCAAAUUUUUAUUUCUUUGUUUCCCCUGCAUCUCUGUCAAGGGUCAAUGUUUGCAGUAGUGGUAGAGGUGGAUGGUAGGCUGGGUCCUUCCUGUGGAUAUGGUUAAAUUGGAGUGCUUUUGAGGAGUACAUGAUUCUGUUUGUAUUUUAAGCAGGACACACACACACACACACAGACACACACACACGCAUGCACCCCAACCUUCUAUUUUCUAGUCCUUCAAAUUUUGAAAACUCUUGUGUUCACUCAGGUCUUUUCUUCUUUUUGAUGAACAUGUUGAACUCCCCAAAACUGUCCUUAUAAGGCCAGGUUUCAAGAUUUCUCACCUCCCAGUUGCUACAGUUUCUCAGUGUCCCUCUAAAGUGGGCCUUCCCUAACUGGAUGUACAAGUAUAAUCUGACUGGUGUAAAAUAAAGCCUCUACCUCCCUGAUUUUGAAAAUUAUAUUUUUAAUGUGGGCUAGGUGCACUGAUUUUUUGAUGGUCAUGUUAAACUUUUGACUCAUAUUGAGCUUGUGGCCAAGUAAAUGUAUCUAUCUGUCCCCACCCCCUACACAGUGCUGCUAAACUCAGGCUGAAUAUGGUCUUUAGACUUAUCUUUAUUAAAUUUCACAUUGUUAAGACCAAUCCAUUGUUAUAACUGAAGACAUUUUCCUUCACAUUUAGUUUUCUAUUAUACUUGUUGUCCCCAUCACGUUUAUAUAUUCUGAAAAUUUUAUAAUACUUGUAUUGUCAUCAGUUAGUCAAACCAUUGACAGAACUGUUCAUCAAGGCAAAGCUGAGAACACACCAUUUAUUAGAAAUGUCUAUCCAGGUGGGCACCAAAGCCAAGAGCCUUGGGACUACUGUGGAAAAGCACUUUCAUCCAAUCCAACAAUUCUUCAUAGGGAUGCCAUGAGACACCACAUGUUUGUGUCUAUGGAUUUCCAAUUUUUCCAAGGGCAGGGACCAUGUCUAUUUGGCUAGCUACUAUACUCCAUCACUCAGCACCGUGCCUGGGACACAGAACAACUAGAAUUGCAUUGGGACGCCAAUAUGAAGAGGUGGGUUCUUAUAUUCCAUCACCAAUCUCUCUCUUAUUCUAUAGGAACUGAUUGGUGGCUCUUAAAAUAUAUUGCUUUAAAAAAGUACAUCAAUUAUUUUUUGUUGCGUGUAGCAUUGCAGAAGUAGAUAAUGGUGGUUUGAACUCCCAUGAAAAUAAGAAAGAUGUUGCCACCCUGAUGAAUGGAAAUAUUAGCUUAUAUUGAGAGUCAUUUGCAAAUAGUUUACCUCAUUAUUUCUCACCUAAAGUCACUGAAUAUUCAAAAGUUCCUUAGACUAAGCAGAAAUGCUGUAUUUCCAUCAAGUUCUUUUCUCUUUUCAUGGAUUUACUUAUACAACCAUUACCUUUUUCCUUUCCUUUCAGAGACCAGAGAAGACUAUGAUGACAAGCAGGUGGUCACAGAGAUCAUGGCAAGAUGUUUUAUUCCGACUCUGAUAACAACUACUUCCUGGGAAAGUUUUUAUUUUAUUGGUCAUGAGAUUCGAAUUACUGAGGCCAUGGAUUGUUAUGGUGCUGUUGUUUGGCCAUCGGCCCUUGUUCUAUGCUAUUUCCUGGAAACAAAUGCAAAGCAGUAUAAUAUGGUUGACAAAAACGUGAUUGAAAUUGGAGCCGGAACAGGGCUAGUCUCCAUUGUGGCAAGUUUACUUGUCUUUACUUACAUAAAGUCAUUUAAUCCUCACUACCUUUCUAAGAGGUGGAAGCUAUGCUAUCCCUACUUCACGGAUAAAGAAACUGAGGCUGAGAUGUCCCCUGGCUACACAUCUGCAGAGUGGCAGUCAGGACAUUCAAGUCCAGAAGACACUGUUCCUACCUUUCAACUGUUCAUGUCCAUUUCUGAAAAGAGAAAAAAGGCAGUCAUGCCUCUGCUGAGAAGAUGUGUGAAAAUGAGAAAGACCAAUGGAGAAUUGUCUCUCAAGACUAAAAUCCUAGUCACCAACUUAGUGCUCUUCCUUGAAUGACCCCAACCACCAGUACAAUCCCACGAUCCUGGUCUUUCUUGAACGGCUCCAAGUGCUGCUUUUCUGGUGGGGAUGUGCUUUUCUUUCUGCUUUUAUUGCAGCCAGCUGAAUAACAGACAGGGUGGGUGUUCGGCAAAGUUGAUGAGAUACCAGGUGGUGUCUUUAAAUGUUUUCUGAAGCUGUCUUCAAGUGCAUUUCCCCAGUUACCUAAGGAGAAAGGAGAGAGGAAUGGAAUAAGCAGGCUUUCACUAAAAGGCUCAAAUGGCUUUAGUAAUUCAAGGAGGAAAUCUUCCUUUCUUACAGAAGCACCAGUGCUGCCCCAGUGUUGGUGGAGGCAGCAGGACUCAGUGGCCUGCAGCUGUUAAGGCAGGGAGAGACCACACUAACCAGAGAGCUGGCAGCCAUACAGCAGUGUCGAGGAAGGUGAUGACAACCAACCAUCGGAUCAGGGAUGAAACAGGGCCUGGCAGGCAGCUGCAACACUGAGUAGCAGAUAGGAAGACUAUAGAUCAUGCAGCGUCUGCUUAGGAGUUUUCUGGUCACAAAAAUGUGAAGAGGAAGAGGAAGCAGCAUGUGGGAAGGAACGGAGAUGGAUUAUACAUUGGGGGAACCCAAGUCAAUAAAUAAAUAAAUAAUAUGUAAGUGGAUGAAUGCACAAAUGCAUAAAUAAUAUUUUGCAGGAAGAGUUGGGGUGUGGGGGAAAGGGUAGAUUGGAGGAUAAGAUUAGGAAAAAACUAGAUGGACCUAACUUAGGUGUUUCUCAAAGGGCAGCUCUCAGUCCAGUAGCUGUUUGUCAGGGGUCCAUGAAGAGAUGAGUGGAGAAAUCAGGACUGUGUGUUUAGAAACUUUGCAGCAAUUUGACAGACUCUUUUCUUUUUUUUUUGAGACAGUCUUGCUCUGUCACUCAGGCUGGAGUGUA